AUCUGUGCUAUUUGGCAUGAAAAGUCAAAAAGCAGUGUGUUGGCUCGAUUUAGACAAAUAUUCUUAAUUAUCACGUAAUUACUUAUUAUAAUGAGACCGAAAUAAUACAUUUAGCCAUGAAAUUAGUUAAAAUAUAUUAAACAAGUAUACACGAAUGCACUUAUACAUCCUUAGAUAAAUGUCGAUAGUCGUCAUGAAAGGAGGUUUUCGUUGAGUACUUUUUUUUAUGGAAACCUUAAAUAUGGAGUUAAGGGAGGCUGGAGAUGGAGCCUCGGCGGCGGAUUGUGACACACCGAGGAAAUACAGUUGGGCAGAGGUGCGGCAGGCGGUUCAUGAUUUACGGAAAGAGUUAUCAUCUUUGUCGACAAUGGUACCAAUGGCAAUUUCGUUCAGAAAACUUGCUAACGGAAAAACAAGAAUAUAUUUUUUGAGGACUCCUCAAAACGGGUGGGAGAUAACGCUCCUGUACACGGAUAUCAGUCCUACCCAACAGAUUAGUAAUGCAAGAUUGGAUUGGAAGCCUUUGAUAGAAUCAAACGUUGCGCUCGGCGUGUCAUCAGGCAAGUGGUCGCGAGAGGAACAGUUGUUAUGGGAACGGCAGAGGGUGGCCGGUUGGGGUAUAGCUUCCUACGAACUUCACCAGAAGACUGGGAGGGUGCUGUUUCCGUGUGCAUCGUCGCUAUUUGUAGCUGAGGAAGGACCUAAUCAGUCACCACCCCUAGUCCCGCGGUCACUUAGCACGGGGUGGGGUGCCCCACUGACCCCUGCCAUGUGCCCCUCCAUGCCCUCGCUGGUGGCACACACCGCUCGAGGAGACAUAUGGCUGGCGGGAGAUAAUCUAAAGCGACCGGCGAGACUGACGUACGCUUGUAAAGGAAGGGAUGAGCGGUUAGCAGACGACCCUCGUCAAGCUGGUGUGCCAUGUUACGUCACGCAAGAGGAGUUCUCCAGGUACACCGGUAUUUGGUGGCAGCCGAAGAGAGACGACGACGUGUUCCGGAUAGCUUACGAGGAAGUGGAUGAGAGCGACGUCAAGAUCUUCAGCUUUCCGUCCUCACAGAGCUGCAGUGGAGAGGUUGAGGAGUUCAGAUUUCCUCGCGCCGGCACACCAAACGCCAAAUCUGUCCUGAAAAUGGUGACCUUCAGGCUUCAGAAGGCGACCCCCACCACCGUCUUGGACUACUACCAGGAAGGUCACUCUGAUCACAUAAUACAAGCAUCCGACUCGAACAACUCAAUGGAGGUCACAGAUAUCAGAUGGUACGAACUGAGGCAAUCUCUCAAGGAAACCUUUCCGUGGUUUGAGUACCUGGCCAGGGUCGACUGGACGCCCUGCGGUAAUUAUGUGUGGGUACAACUGCUGGACCGCAAGCAGCAGCGUCUAGAUCUGGCCUUGAUACCUCUCAGCGAGUUCAGUGUCCGUACUGGCUAUGAAAACUCACCAACUGGACCCUCGCCCAUCUCCCACCUGCCCACCGGAGACCAGCAGAUACAAGUCCUCGUAUCGGAGACGGCUCCAGACGCCUGGGUAAACGUCCACGACAUCCUCUACUUCCUGCCGUCUGCGCCCGGAACUAUGAGGUUCAUCUGGGCUUCUGAGGAAACGGGGCACCUGCACUUGUAUCUCGUGACCUGUGCCGUGCCCGCGAAGAGGGCCACUUGUGAGUACUCUGUAAUAGACAUGAUAACAGAGGACGAGUCGAAUGCGCUCGGGCCCAGCGUGGUCAGCAAGCAAGCGAUCACCACCGGGGAAUGGGAGGUCAUGGGCAGGAAGAUUUGGGUGGACGAAGCACGGGGGCUGGUGUACUUUGUGGGGCUCCGCGAGACGCCGCUAGAGCGCCACCUAUAUGUGACGUCAUACGACCCCCCCGCGCCGCAACGGGUCACUCUGCUUACCACUGUAGGCCACUCGCACUCCGUCGAUAUGGAUGAGGAGUGUUCGAUAGCGGUGGUGACGUCGUCCAACAUCAGCACGGCGCCGAGCACGCGCGUGUACCACGUGGCGCACGGGGCGGCCGUCGCGCUGCGGCCCGCCGGCGCGCUGGCCGAGCGCGCGCACGAAUCGUUAGAGACGAGGUCGUUCAACGGGUCGUGGGACAGCAGGGCGGGCGAUGGCGACGAAGGAAACGUAUCGCUACUCGUUAAAGAGCGAAUGUUAUCGGCCGCGCCCGCGCCGCAGAUCCUGAGCACGCGCCUGUCGUGUGGACUGACGGCCUACUGCACGCUGUGGCGCGCCGGGGGGCCCGGGGGGGCCGGCCGCCGCCCCACCGUGCUGCACGUGUACGGCGGGCCAGAGGUGCAGACCGUCACCAACAGCUACCGGGGUAUCCGGCAGCUGCGCAUGCACAUGCUGGCGGCGCGCGGGUUCAACGUGGUGGCGGUGGACUCGCGCGGCUCCAAGCACCGCGGCCGCGCCUGGGAGGCCGCCAUCCGCGGCAAGCUGGGCCAGGUGGAGCUGGACGACCAGGUGGAAGUAUUACAGUGGCUAGCGAAAGAAACUGGCUGCAUUGACAUGGAGAGAGUCGCGAUACAUGGCUGGAGUUACGGCGGGUACCUGGCGCUGCUGGGGCUGGCGACGCGGCCCACCGUGUUCAAGGUGUGCGUGGCGGGCGCGCCCGUGACGUGCUGGCGGCUGUACGACAGCGCCUACACCGAGCGCUACAUGGGCGCGCCGGCGCGCGCGCCGCACGCCUACAGCCGCGCCAGCGUGCUGGCGCACGCGCCCUUCUUCCCUGACACAGAAGGAAGACUACUCAUAAUCCACGGCCUGGCGGACGAGAACGUCCACUUCUGUCACACGGCUGCGCUUCUCUCCGAGCUGAUAAGACUUGGGAAACCGCACAGAGUACAGAUAUAUCCAGGUGAAAGGCACUCGCUACGAGCGAUGCACGCUUCUAAACACUACGAGGCGACCCUACUCCACUUCCUACACGAAAACCUCUAAAGCCACAACACUUGGCAGUUGGCACCACGUUCGGUCGAGCUGCCAAUCGUCAAAAUAUACAAACAGUAUUAUGUGAUAAUGAGUCAACGAAUUAAAAAAGAAUUUAUUCAAGUGCUUUUUUAAUCUGUUAAACUAUUUUGAAAUUAAAAAAAAUGUUCAGUUCAUAGUAAUCAUGGUGUAUGUAAUAUGUAUAAUAUUAUUAUACUAAAUAAUCGCACAAUAUAUAGUCGAAAACCGGAUAAAACUCGAAAUGUAACUUGUUUGAACCGGUUAUAACCGGUUUAAACUAGAUCUAACUGAAUAAUUAUUUUUUGAUAUCUUGUCUGUUUAUUCAUUUGCAUAUGUUCAGCAAUUUAUUUACAAUAGUUGGUCGGUUUAUUAUUGUUUUUAUAGAGAGUUAAGUAUUAAAUACCGUUCUAGAGGUAGCACUGUUCGUGAAAUAUUGAAAUAUUAUUUUUGUAAUAAUAUGACUGAAUUUUUAUACUUACGACAUAAUAUUAAAGAUUUAAUAUUUUAUUAUUUAAUAUUGAUUUUAGAAACUUUAAAAAACACCAAAAGCUCUUUUUUUCAUGUAUUGUUUCAUACGUCACAAGAAUAAAGUUCUAGUAUAGAUAAAAUCCUCUUUUACAAUGAAAGGACGGACAAUUACAUUAGUAUACAUACAUAGUGUGUAAAAUAAUUAAGAUCUCCGAACAAAAUUUCUAAUUCCAGUAAAUACUAAAUAAAUAAAUAUUCUUACUUAACUUA
Melitaea cinxia (Glanville fritillary) is the source of this 3691-nucleotide messenger RNA. RefSeq names its product dipeptidyl peptidase 9. The transcript is spliced from 19 exons. Gene Ontology annotation, molecular function: serine-type peptidase activity; dipeptidyl-peptidase activity. Lineage: Eukaryota; Metazoa; Arthropoda; Insecta; Lepidoptera; Nymphalidae. The coding region runs from base 227 to 2944 and encodes 905 amino acids. Gene Ontology annotation, biological process: proteolysis. The record is from RefSeq and is a predicted model, not a curated record.